GACAAAGCAUAAAAAAAAAAUCAGAAAAAACAAGUGUUGUUCUCGUGUCCGCGGUAGUUUUACGGAAUAAAUCCAGCUGAAUCUGUCCCAGAAUGGCCCUUUACGAUGAUCUGGAUACCAAGCAGGGUCCGGAUAAGGUCGCCGGUUGGUCAUCGGGCAUCAAACUGCUCCAGUCGCAACUGCAGGUCAAAAAGGCGGCACAGCCCAUCAUCCAGCCGAAGAACGCUUUGAGAAAACCUGGAUUAACUCCGGUCGCGAAUCUUAAAGCGAAGAAGGAAAAUAUUGACUUGUUUGGGUUUCCGUCGAGUAGCAGUCAGCCAUCGGUUGACAAGCCGGUUACGGUCACAACAUCCAUUCCCAGUACCGCAAGUGGCGGAGAUGCCUACAGUUGGGAUGUGAUUGACGAGUACAACCCUCUGUGGCCAAACGAGUACGAGAAGCUCACCAAAGAUCGGAAAGCUAAGGAGCCGCCAAAACAGCCGAUGAACAACUAUGGCGGUCGGAACAAACGGGAAUAUAAACGAGGUAUCAAUCUGAAUAAGAUGCAUGCCAGAGGCGGCGGUGGCGGUGGAGGAGGUGCCGGGGGUGAUGAUGGUCCCGGAGCGAAGAAGAGUGGAUUUGCCGGGCGGCCAUCGUCCGAUGACGAGGAAGAGUUCCGACCUGGAUUGAAGUCUGGAGCAGCCAUUGCUCCACCCGCGUCAUUGCAGGAAUCCGUCGCACAAAUUCCGGAUGGGUCCAAGAUGGCCAAUCUCACAGCGUACGGAGGCAGCUCUGUUGCUGCUAAGAUUAUGGCUAAAUACGGUUUCCGUGAUGGUCAAGGUUUGGGCAAGCAAGAGCAAGGCAUGUCUAUGGCUUUGCAAGUGGAAAAGACCUCCAAACGAGGUGGUCGCAUCGUACACGAAAAGGACAUUAGCAUGCUGCCGCCGGGUGAGAUUCCACCAGGAGCAACUGCAUCGGCUGCAACAACACCGCCUUCGACUUCACAGGCGUCGUCCUUUGCAUCGGAACCAUCGAUCACGGAAAUCAUGAAGUCACCUAGCAAAGUGGUGCUGCUGAGGAACAUGGUCGGCCCGGGAGACGUGGACGACGAGCUGGAACCGGAAGUCAAGGACGAGUGCAACACCAAGUAUGGCGACGUGGUAACGGUGGUGAUCCACGAAAUGCCGAAGGUUGUUCCGGAGGAAACGGUUCGCAUCUUCGUUGAGUUCAAGCGCAUGGAGAGUGCCAUCAAGGCCGUGGUGGACUUGAAUGGGCGAUUUUUCGGCGGACGGCAGGUUCGCGCCGGGUUCUACAACCAGGAACGGUUCGACAGCAUGGACCUGAUUGGGUGAGUAGAGGGGGAAUUUCGGACGGAAAUUUAAAGAGGGCGAGAGGUACCAUGAAUUGUGUGUGUACUUGAUGGAUUUUAGUGGCUCGU
Molecule: messenger RNA, 1417 nt
Organism: Aedes albopictus (Asian tiger mosquito)
Lineage: Eukaryota; Metazoa; Arthropoda; Insecta; Diptera; Culicidae
Gene: Spf45
Product: splicing factor 45
Exons: 4
Coding region: 93-1331 (412 amino acids)
Biological process (GO): alternative mRNA splicing, via spliceosome; mRNA cis splicing, via spliceosome
Cellular component (GO): precatalytic spliceosome
Molecular function (GO): RNA binding
Source: RefSeq, a predicted model, not a curated record